Molecule: messenger RNA, 1911 nt
Organism: Peronospora farinosa
Lineage: Eukaryota; Oomycota; Peronosporomycetes; Peronosporales; Peronosporaceae
Source: the annotation of a GenBank genome assembly
AUGCCAGACGUGGGUAUGAUCCCCAUGACGUCGUCGCUAUCAAUUCAAUUACAUCCGAUUAUUAAGACGGUUUACGUUCGUAUGAAAGAUCGAUCGGGUACUGUUGCAAUUGAUUUGACAUCAACAUUCUUAUCAGUCAAGGAACUUAUUGUUCAGUUUCAUAAACUUGCAUUUGGCAAGUCAUUUACUGCCUUUGCAGCCAAUUCAAGACUAUGGACACGUCAAGAAGAUCAUGAGAUACUUGUGACAAGUCUUACGGACUUGCAAAAUGGACAAGUUUUAGUCUAUAAACCCUGUGAAGAGCUCUCGACACUUGUAGCACAAGGAUGUCUUACUCCUGUGUUGACAUCUCGCGCUAUUGUUAACGAAAGUCCUUCUAGCUCCCCCAUGGGAAGCAAACGCAAAGGAAGAGCCAAAUCAGUCACGAACAAUGUCGAGAGAGUACAUCGUUACGCGUCAGAUCUGGCCAAGAUGGAUGUAUCUCCUCGUGAGAAGGAACUGAUUGAAGACUUGCUCAUUGUAGGUGAUGAACAAGUUGUGGAUGCCAUGGAACAGUUCAUUGUACACCAGAAUCCUGCACUUGUUCAACGUGUACUACGUGGACCGGCUGUUAAAAGAAAGAAUGCGGCUCUGGAGCACCUUUCGAUGGACUUUUCGUCCAUGGACAUGCAUUCACCUGCUGUCCCGACAUCUGGAGAUGACUUUAGUGACCCAUUCUUGAUGAGAGGAUCACAGAACCCGUUUGUACGAGCUACAGUGGAGUCAGAAGUGCAGCGACCUUCGAUGAUGAAGGUGGAGGAGCACACGACAACGAAAAAUACACGUCCGUUACUCAUGUUUGACAGCGAUGCGCUGUCCAAUCCGCCUAUUUUUUUGCAGCCUAUCAAGGAAAAGGUGACGCCGCCAUCGGGACGGAUGUCGCUCUCGCUUUCAAACGAUCUGGACCCGAGUAUGAACACACGGACGCCGACGCAGCUCUUUUCGAUUGAAAAGUUGCUAGAUAGUGUACCCGUUGCACGAGAUUUUCAUGACAAGUAUAACGUGGGUGCCGUGCUAGGAUCUGGGAAAUACUCAGUGGUUAAGCGGUGUACGAACAAGUCGACGGGCGAGCACUUUGCAGUGAAGAUUAUUGACAAGAGGCAGAUGAUCGAGAUACGAUUUCUCAAGCGAGAGCUGGAGAUUAUGUAUGGACUGCGUCACGAUGGUGUCGUGCGCCUUCUGAAGCUUUUUGAGAACAACGAGUGUGUGUUUUUGGUCAUGGAGAUGUGCGGUCAGGAGCUUUUCGAGUUUAUCGAUCGGAACGGACCACUACCCGAGUCCACAACGCGCCCACUUAUUCGUAAGCUCGUGCGUACAGUCGCACACUUGCACAAUGAAUGCAUUGUGCAUCGCGACAUUAAGCCGGAAAAUAUCCUGCUACCUCCCAACAGUCAAGACGUGAGCGAUAUCAAACUCUCGGACUUUGGUAUUGCGCGCAAACUCGAUGGUCAUGGCCACGACAACGUUCUAACACCUCAUGAAAGUCUGUCUGAGGUGGCAAACCUCCACGAUGCACCUGCUACGAAUGUCUCUGGCUUGUCGUCUUCAAUCGACAUGGUACGCAAUCGCAUGGCUAGAGCACACACCAAGUGUGGAACACGCGACUACAUUGCGCCUGAAGUAAUGAGCGGCAAGGGAUAUGGCACGGAGGCUGAUCUCUGGAGUGUAGGCGUGGUGACAUAUGUGCUGAUGAGUGGAUGUGCGCCAGUAUUUUUACCAACGGCUGAGGGUGUGAAGAAAGUAUUUUUCUCGGAUGAGGCGUGGAGUGGUGCAUCCGAAGACUUGAAGCAUUUUAUCGAGUCGUUACUUGUGCGAAAACCAGAGGAGCGUAUUACUGCUGCUGAUGCAUUGAAACACCCGUGGUUGAAGUAA